AUGGUCCUCGCUUGGCCGGGAGCCUCCAGUCGCUGUGGUGUCAGCCGCCUGCCCGGCACAGCAGGUUUCCUAACAGGCCCGGUUCUGCCGCGGCCACGGGCGCUGUUCGCUCUCCGAGCCGAGGGGCGAAGGCGACUGACGCAGUUGCCACGCCGCGAAGACUAUGCGCCUGGCGAUACCACCGAGAAGCGGCUGAGAUUUCAUCCCGUCCGCUUCAAAGACGGCAGCGUGGCCCGCGCUCUGGAAACGGCGGAGGCGACGCCGACGUGGCGAGUCAGAGUUCUCCCCCGACGUGGCCACGUGGUGGCGGUGGUGGGUGAAGAGAAAGAGCCCGAGGUGCAGUGGCAACUUCGCCCUCCUCCAGCGCUGCGAGUGCUGCUCACUGCAGGGGCCUGCGGCAAGGAGCAGUUCCUCCGUCUCAUUCGCCAAAGCGGCAGGGAUCAGGACCGACUGGAAACUGAGCCGUCUCCGGAAGUCGAACCUGUGGGAGCCCUUUGCUGCGGAGCCGUGGCUGUGCUGCUGCUUGGCCCGGGCAAGGCUGCUCUGGGCCUCCUCAGGAGCUUGGAGCGGCAAGCGGCUUCGAAGCGCCAGCCGAAGGGCUGGGAGUUGCAGGAGCACAAGGUGAUCUCGACCUAUGCCGUCCGCGGCAAGGAGAAGAAAGGCACAGGCCGCUUCCAACUCUUCGAGGACGCCAAGAAGCGCGGCCACGGCGGUCGCUCCGCAGGAGCUAAGCUGCGGCGUCACAACGCAAAGCGCUUCUUCGAGAAGAUCAACAGCAAGUUCGAUGAGUGGGGCCUCGAGCUUCGCCGGCUUUGGAGAGAAGAUCCCGAGACCGAGGGCGCUGUGAGGGGAUGGCCGCCCACUGCCGUGUUCUUUGCCGGCGAUCUUCGAUUGCGGCGGAUGCUCUUGGACUGCAAGAAUCCGAAAUGUCCGCUGCCGAGCGACACGAAGCUAUGGAUCAAAGUCCCCGCUCCCUUCUCCGAAGCGGAUCCUUCUCUCGAG
Molecule: messenger RNA, 1002 nt
Organism: Symbiodinium sp. CCMP2456
Lineage: Eukaryota; Dinophyceae; Suessiales; Symbiodiniaceae
Source: the annotation of a GenBank genome assembly